Messenger RNA from Lethenteron reissneri (Far Eastern brook lamprey), 6541 nucleotides. RefSeq names its product zinc finger protein 239-like. Gene Ontology annotation, molecular function: RNA polymerase II transcription regulatory region sequence-specific DNA binding; DNA-binding transcription factor activity, RNA polymerase II-specific. The record is from RefSeq and is a predicted model, not a curated record. Gene Ontology annotation, biological process: regulation of transcription by RNA polymerase II; embryo development. Lineage: Eukaryota; Metazoa; Chordata; Hyperoartia; Petromyzontiformes; Petromyzontidae. Gene Ontology annotation, cellular component: nucleus.
CAGUAAGCUGUCGCUCCGCGCACGCUCACUGAGAUUCGAGUUUCAUUGGACGGCGGUUGCCCCUGGCAACGGGUAGCGACGCAUUCGCUGCGGGGUGGACGCCAUUUUUAAUUCCCGUUAAAAAUAUGUGCACGCAUUAACACGCGACUCUGAGCUGACGCUCGCUCUGCAGAAUUGGUCUGAUGGAGCAAAGGCACUCAGCGCAGCUCGGUACAAGAAGGAAACAAUGCAACCAGAAUGCAAACAUCACUGAUUGUACUGGAAACUUGACACAGCACCAGAUAAUACACACAGGAGAGAUGCCCUUCAAGUGCAGUGUGUGUGAGAAGGCAUUUUCAGAUUCAUCUACUCUUAAACAACACCAGAGAACACACACAGGAGAGAAACCUUUUAAGUGCACUCUGUGUGGGAAGGCGUUUGCAAAGUCAUCAAAUCUUAAGACCCACCAGAGAACACACACAGGAGAGAAACCUUUCAAGUGCACUGUGUGUGAGAAGGCGUUUGCACAGUCAUCCAUUCUUAUAUCACACCAGAGAACACACACAGGAGAGAAACCUUUCAAGUGCACUGUGUGUGAGAAGGCGUUUGCACGGUCAUCCAUUCUUAAAUCACAUCAGAGAACACACACAGGAGAGAAACCUUUUAAGUGCACUGUGUGUGGGAAGGCAUUUGCAAAGUUAUCAAAUCUUAAGACCCACCAGAGAACACACACAGGAGAGAAACCCUUCAAGUGCAGUGUGUGUGAAAAGGCAUUUUCAGAUUCAUCUGCUCUUAGAAGACACCAGAGAACACACACAGGAAAGGAACAUUUCAAGUGCGCUGUGUGUGGGAAGGUGUUUGCACAUUCAUCAAAUCUUGAAAGACACCAGAGAACACACAAGCAUCAGAAAAUCAACAAGAACUGUAAUCUGAAAUCAGCUUGUGAAAGUCAAAGUGCUGCAAUGACCCCAUUGUUCAUGAAACAAGAACCAGAAGACAAUCCCAGCCUGGACACUUUGAAAGGUAUCAAGGUGAAAUAUGAAGAGGCGAAGGUGAAAUGUGAAGAAGUAACAGUGAAGAGCGUAGAAGUGAUGGUUAAAUGUGAAGAUGUUUCAACUCCAAAAUUGGACCUUCACAUAGGUGGAGGCAGUGUGAAGCAGGAACUAAAUUCUGACUGUGAGGCAGAGCGAGGCAACUCCCAGGAGUUUGUGGAUGUGGAGGUGUGGGUGGACUUCUUAGACAAUACAAAGUCAAAUGGAGACCAGGUAGAUGUGCAAGCUUAAGACAAGUACGCUCCAAUGGAUGCACCUUUGUCACAGGCCUUUCUAAUGAAAAUAAUGUGAAGUUGAACACUCAAUUUCUAGGUUCAAACUACAGUGUAAGAGAGGCCAGUAUUUGUGGAUCUGUGGGUUGGGUCGUUCUCGAAUCAGGAGCGACUCAAGUGUUUUCUAUCAUAUAUCAUCUUAAACACUCGAAGGGUGCCCAUAAUGGGCAUCUGCCCCUGUUUGUCACAAGGUGAUUGUUCACUAGCCUGCAUGUGGAUAUGAGUUUGUAAGUCGGGGGUGAUGAUUGAUAUGCCAGUCGGAUUUGAACCUUUAACCUCUGCAACAAAUAGAGAAUGUACUACUACUUGGCUUCCCUUUAUGAGAGUGCGGCACAUAUAGGCCUAAUCUCGCCAGAUCAACUUGUAAAUACGUUGCAACGUGACGCAGUACAUUUCAGUAUAGUAAUAAAAUGUUGCCAAUGUGCCUUUUGAUUAUUUUGAAUCAUAAUUGAAAUAAUACCUGUCUGAUUCUGUACGUACAUACAAUAUUUUGUGUAUUAAUGUCAAACAUGGAAUAUGUGAUGUCCGGACAAAGUAUCUGUUUUGGUGGUAAUCUCUACAUAUAACUCACAUGAGAGCUGUUGUUUUUGUGAUACGGGUCAAAGGGUAUUUUUGUGAAUCAGGACGCAUCGGACUCUGGGGCAACUCAUUGUCUUUGAAAUCUGGAGCAUAUAUCGGAUCAUUCAUCAGUUAAGGUAUGCCACUUAAAAGUUACGUAUAGGAGAUACAUUCUCCACAAGAACACUAAUUAUCAUUUUGUACUACGUAUAUACAUUUUUUUGGAACUGAGACUUGAAAUGGACCUUGCUGAUGAACAUCUGUUGAAGCAGGCUGGACUGUUGAGACAUUGUUCACAAACCAUUCCACAAGUGGCUUGUACUGAACACAUGCAUUCCUAAAAGGUGACCUGUGAAGGCUCUAGGGUUUGACUUUUAGGUAGCUAAUGGAGCCCGAGACAAAUCACAGCCAUUUGUGGAUGUGGAGGUUUGGGAGGACUUUUCGGACAAUGUAGAGUAGAAGCAGACAGCAUGUGUGACCAUAAGUGUUGGAUAGACCUGUAACCAAAAGCAUGAGACACGGUUUCCCAAUGUUUAUUUCAAUUGUUUGGUUUUUAGUUGAUUUGGAAUACAGUACUUAUUUCAAUUGUGAUGUAAAUUUUAGUUGACGUUUACCUAACGCCAUUACUUGGGUAAGGCCGACGUAUUGAAAAUCGCGUUUUUAGCUGUCGCGUGGCACUUUCCAAGAACGUAACCUCCGAUAUUCAAGGAGCGGCUGUAUUUUAUGUCGAUCGAGUACAGCUGGGGAGUACGGAUUUUUACUAGAAACUAGAUCUCUGCUUUCUUGAUGUAAUUAAGGCCUAUGGUACCAUAAAGAGGCUUGGUGCUUUGGGUUCCUUAAUUUCGAUGUCUCUGCCUCUGCUCACAUUCGUUGAGGAUUUUUAGGAUUUUGGGCAGGCCCAUCUAAAGGUGCGUGACCAGGAGUUGGAGCCAUUUCCUGUUCAACUCCGCUUGUGACAGAAAUUCACUCUGGCCCAAUGCAUUACAUUACAUAGCAUCUUCAAUAAUUAUGUAGUUUGAGAAGCUCACAAUGGCCGUAUAAAUAAAUUGCAUUUGUUGCAGUUACAAUAAUUCGCUUUUCGAUGACUGGUUAUAGUUAAGGGACCAUUCCCUGCUGGUCAGCACUGUUUUAUCUGCUGAUGAUCUGGUAAUGGCUACUCAAUGAGAUAGAGUUAGGGAAUCUUGUUCUGAUGCCUGAAUAAUUCCAUCAUGAAAUGCGGCCUUGCAUAUGUUCCACAAAAAUAUAUCACCUGCUUGGGAAUCCAUGUCCUACAACACUGCACCUGCUCAGCUCUCCAAUAAUAAUCAGGCAGUUCUACAAGUGGUGGAUAAAUUCCCAUACCUGGUUCAUGUGUCGAACAGCAUUAUUUUUUAGACUGUAACACUGUGGAAGCUGCCUGGACUUUGGCUGCAUACAAAUCUGUAUGAGUGUCCAUCGCCAAGAUCAAGUCCAUCUGAGACCAUCCCUCUCCCUGCCAUACUGGCAUCACACCCGCCCCUCACCCUUCGAUCUGCAGAUGGCGGGCGCACUGGAGGGUGCCACGUAGCCAUUUCAGGCUGGGCCAGACCGGGAAACGUGGGUCACCCGGCCACAAGGUGCUUGUUGGCAAACACAACCCCUGGGCCGGGCCCCAGGGAUGAUAUUGUGAUGCCACAGUGGCGAAGCCGCUCUGCCGGCGCCGCACCCGCGAUGCCCACACCACGGAGCAGCCUGGCCAACGCUGCUCUUCCCUCACCACCCCCCACAUGAACACACGCACACACCCCCACCUAGAGCCUCGCGGGAAAGUCACCUGGCCCACAGGUUUUCACCCAGGAGCCCUCAUCGUGGGGAACCUCCACGGUUUCCUGGAGCCAGGGGAUUGGCCGAGGCUUCCCCGAGGUUAAAUGGCACUUCGGCACCGUGAAUUAAUGUGAAAUUACACGGUCACGACGAGGCUACUCAGAAACCGGCACGAUAUCAGGUACCCCUGAGGCCGUUCCACAUUCGUUGGACGAACCAGCUGGUUGGGAUCGACCUACAGGGGCCAUCUCCCCGAUUCCACCGGAGCAACCAAUAUAUCCUCGUAGCAGUGGAGUACUUCACACUAACCCGUGGCGGUGGCCAUCCCCGGCGGCCCUUGUGGUCGCCCAGGCAUUCGUGGAUCACUACGUACUUAAACAUGGGAUCCCCGAACGAGUCACUACCGACCAAGGUAGUGAGUUCGAGGCAGAGCUGUUUCAGGCUCUGUGCUGGGAGUUCGGAAUCCAGAAGGACCGAACCACGGCGUACCACCCCCAGGCGAACCGUAUGGUGGAGCGUUUGAACCAGACCACCAACUAGCAGGACUGGGACGAACACCUCCCCUAUGCCCUGUUCCCCUACGCCACCACAGUACACACGUCGACGGGACAGACCCCGUUCUUAAUGAUGUUUGGCCGUGAGUUUCGUCUACCCGCAGAUUUGCUGUUCGGCGUUCCCCCACCACAACCGGAGAAAGGAAGCCGCCCCAUGGAGCACCUGAUGGAGACUCUACGAGGGGCCCGGGGCCGUGCCUACCCGCAAGGAAAGGCCACGCAUCGGCGGCAGGAGCAGGGCGCCCGACCCCGUAUGGAAGCCCUUCUUCUUCUCGGCAGGCUCUAAGGCGUGGCUUCACACCCCUCGCCUCGGCACGGGAUAGGUGGGGAAACUAACGACCUACUGGCAUGGACCCUGGACCAUGGUGCGGCAGAUUUCCCCCUGGACGGUGCUGAUCCAGGGUGGGGAGAGGGGCCGAGAGAUGGUGGUCAACGUCCGCCGAUUAAAACUAUGGAAGGCAGCCCCGGCGAGGGAGGACCCCGCCAUUUGGGUGCCCCGAAAUCCUGGUGUCCCCACACCCCGCAUGCUCGGGGGCCUCGCAUGCUAUAUGGGCCCCGCAAGGCCCUGGGCCCCGAAAGGCCCUGGCCUAGCCGGGGGACUGCGGGGGCGACGGCCCCUAAAGCCUUCAGCCUCUGAGUUUGUUCCCCAGCCUGCAGGUGCCUAGGGACAAAAGGAGCCGCUGGAGUGGAGAAGGAGACCACCGCGGGAACCCCCAAGGACAGAGCCACCACCCCCGAGGCCGGCCACGAGGGCCGGGCGAGUCCCAUGGACCCCGUGGCGCUACCUCGUGGGGGCAGCCCAGGCGAGGUGCUCCAGUCAACCAGGGACAGGGACAGGCACCUCGGGGUCUAUGUGAUGCCACAGCGGCGAAGCCGCUCUGCCGGCGCCGCACCCGCGAUGCCCACACCACGGAGCGACCUGGCCGAUGCUGUUCUUCCCUCACCACCCCCCACAUGAACACACGCACACACCCCCACCUAGAGCCUCGCGGAAAAGUCACCUGGCCUACAGUUUUUCACACAGGAGCCCUCCUCGUGGGGAACCUUCUCCACGGUUUCCUGGGGCCAGGGAAUUGACCGAGGCUUCCCCGAGGUUUAAUGGCACUGCGGCGCCGUGAAUUAAUGUGAAAUUACACGGUCAUGACGAAGCUACUCAGCCACCUCGGUUAAGACACACACAACACAGACGGGUUAGCAGGCAGGUAGGGGGCGGAGCCACGAACGGCGGGAAACCAGGGUAAGCAUCUGAUUGGAAGGGUGGCUGAUUUUUAUAGCUUAUGUUAAUGAUCCACGUGCAAUGUAUGUGUAUAUAAGACUUUAUCUAUGUGAGGAGCGGUGGCGAAGUUAUAUCACUGCAUUAUAAAUUCAACAAUUAAGAGUUUGAUAAUCGUCGACAGCAAACAUCAUUGAUAGGUGAAAGCUGAACUUAUUAUGGACUUCUAUGUUGAUUGAUCCUCAAUUAAUUACAUGGUGAAGUGAGGAAACAUUAAUACUGAGCAGAUGAAGGUGGCCAGGCAUGGUUCUGGACACACCACCACAUUUACCAUGCCAGUGUGUGACAGUGUCAAGUUUGUGUCUGCUGUAAAAUAUAUUAACUCCAUUGAACACGCAGGUUAAAUCAAAACAAUUGUUUAUUUCUGUUUUCUUCUGGAACUUUUUCUAAGAAUGGAUAAAGGCAGGAAAUUAACAACACAUUUCCAGCUGAAGUUAGAUCUGUUCAUCAAAGCAUUCAAACAAGUCUGAGCCUGGCUUCACGCCUCUAAGUUGCGAUUGAACAUACAUUUAUACAUUUCUGCAUAAUACAAAUAGUAUUAUUUUCUACAUCCUUUGCUAUGUUUGCUGAAUUAUUAUAAAUAUUAUUUUUGUAGCCAGACAGCAAAAAUUGUGUCCUUGGAGUUUUGAAGAUACUAGGGUUUCCAGGCAUAUGCAUGCCUUAACAGCCCGUGUGAUGAAUUGGGGAAUCUUUUUUACUAUAUCAUGAAUAUAUGAAAAAGUAUGGACGUGUAAGUCAUGUGUGACAGUGUAUAUAUGUGUAAUAUGAGGAUAUAUCCGGCUCACUGAUGUAUCACAACUCGUCAUGGUGAUUGGCUCUGCCGGUCCUGGUUUACAGCCAAUGGGGGGAAGCCUGGGGGCAUGGCCCUGGUGUGACGGAAAGGUACACAGCUAUAAGGAUUGGUUUUGCUGGCUUUGGCCACAGCCAAUGGGGAGAUGAGUCAGGGGCGUGGUCCCGGGAGAUGACGAGGGAGCCUGGAAGAUUCCAUGCAGGCUAACGAGGAUUGGCAGAAACGUACCACGUAACCCAGGUAUUAAAUAGGGGUGGAGACGAACGACACGUGGUCAGAAC